AUGAGCAAACCCGCCGGCUCAACAAGUGGCUGUCUGGAUAUUCUGAAUGUCAAAUCAAGUCGGAUUCUGGACAUCCCAUGCAAAGUGUGCGGAGACCGCAGCUCGGGUAAACACUAUGGUGUUUACGCCUGUGACGGCUGCUCGGGAUUCUUCAAGAGCAUCCGCAGAAACAGGACGUACGUCUGUAAAUCUGGCUCUCAGGGUGGCUGUCCCGUAGACAAAACUCACAGAAACCAGUGCCGAGCGUGCCGUUUGAAAAAGUGUCUAGAAGUGAACAUGAAUAAAGACGCCGUUCAACACGAGAGGGGGCCCCGGACCUCCACCAUCCGCAAACAAGUCGCCCUAUAUUUCCGAGGCCACAAAGAGGUGAACGGAUCGUCGACCCAUUUCCCAGGAUCCUCUCUGGCCGGCCCUCCCUUCUUCACCACGGUCACGCAACUGGAGCCUCACAACCUGGAGAUGAGCGCAGUAGCCACAACACCAGAAAGACAGGCCAUCGUGGGUCUGGCACAGCCCACCCCGAAGUAUCCCCAUGAAGUUAGCGGCACCCCGCUGUACCUCUACGAGGUGGCAACGGAGUCUGUGUGUGAGUCAGCCGCGCGCCUCCUUUUCAUGAGCAUCAAGUGGGCAAAGAGUGUCCCCGCAUUCUCCACCCUGCCCUUGUCUGACCAGCUGAUUCUGUUGGAGGACGCUUGGAGAGAAUUGUUUGUUCUGGGCAUCGCGCAAUGGGCCAUUCCGGUGGACUCUACGACUCUUCUGGCUGUUUCUGGAAUGAACACCGACAACACAGAGUCUCAGCGGAUGAAUAAGAUCAUAUCUGAGAUACAAGCACUUCAAGAGGUGGUAACCAGAUUCAGGCAGAUGCGUCUCGAUGCCACAGAGUUCGCCUGUUUGAAAUGCAUCGUGACAUUUAAAGCCGUUCCGACGCAUGGCAACACCGAGUUAAGAAGUUUCCGCAACGCCAGCGCCAUUGCUGCACUCCAAGACGAGGCACAGCUCACUCUCAACAGCUACAUACACACUAGAUACCCGACUCAGCCGUGUCGCUUCGGAAAGCUGCUCCUGCUCCUGCCAGCGCUCCGCUCGGUGGGCCCGUCCACCAUAGAGGAGGUGUUCUUCAAGAAGACCAUCGGCAACGUCCCCAUCACCAGGCUCCUCUCCGACAUGUACAAAUCCAGCGAUAUAUGA
Messenger RNA from Cyclopterus lumpus (lumpfish), 1188 nucleotides. It is a transcript of the gene nr2e1, whose product is annotated as nuclear receptor subfamily 2, group E, member 1. Gene Ontology annotation, molecular function: nuclear receptor activity; RNA polymerase II cis-regulatory region sequence-specific DNA binding; zinc ion binding. NCBI's taxonomy places the organism in Eukaryota, Metazoa, Chordata, Actinopteri, Perciformes, Cyclopteridae. The record is from RefSeq and is a predicted model, not a curated record. Gene Ontology annotation, biological process: cell differentiation; anatomical structure development; negative regulation of transcription by RNA polymerase II.